AUGAUUCUCGAAGAAGCUGUAAUAUAAGAUAUUUCUAUUUCUAGCUUGGAGUAGAGGAUGAUUAUGUCAGAUUGCAAAAGAUUGCUGAAGGAAUUAAGCAGAUUUCAUAAAGCUUGAAAACCUAAAAAAAUUUCAACAGUCCUUCUCUAAUCAAACAAUGUAAUUGGAAAUUGCUAUAUAAGUGAUUUGUUCAUAUCCAUUUUCAGACGUCACCAUUGAGAUGCUCUUGAACGAGUGUUUUGAAUAACACAAAAGUGACCCCAAAUUCAUUAUGGCAUUCCAUAAGGCAUUACAAGAAGUGGCUAUUCUUUAAGAAUUUAGACAAUUUCUAGGCACAAGAUCCUUAUUCAAUAAAUAAAACCGUCAGCUAUCUCAUAAGUAAGGAAAUGGGUAUAAUUUUAGCAAUAAUAUUACCUCAAUACUUAGAGAGUAACUGAAACAAGGGUCAAUCCCUUUUAGCAGAGAAGUCAUAGAAAGAUUAAUAAUUGCAAAACGAUUUUCAGUAAAAUUUAUUAUCCCAAUAUUUACUCUGUCUAAAGAGUACAAAUUUGAUCUGGAAUAAAUGGCAUCUAUAUUUAAACUUUUCUUAAUGCAUACUAAAAACGAAGAAUUCUAACUCCAAAUUAUUGAUAUCUACGAAGAGUUAAAACUGUCAAUAUUUAAAGAUCUCGAAUGGAUUGAAGAACACAAUUAAGAAUUAGAAGAUUGUAAUUUAUUAUUUAUAUAUAUUCUUAGAUUUCAUAUAAAAUAAAAUUAAAGUCCCUUAAAAAUUAAUCCAAAGUAAAUUGAUGCAUAUUAAAAAUAAAAACAAAAAAUUGCUGCACCAACAUUUCAUUAAGAAAUGCAACAUGAAAAGUGAAACUGAAAGCGAUUCCUUAUCUGUUAGUCCAGAACAGCCAAAAUUAAUAGAUUACAAAACAAAGAUUUAAUAAUGGCUUUGUAUGAAAGACACUCCUAUUAUUGAUUUGGAUAAUUAUGUGUAUUUUACUAACUCCGAAAAUCUAAACUCUCUUCUUUCUUUUAUUUUGAAUCCAUGUAAAAUUGAUUUAAUUGCAGAUUGGGUAUUAUCAUUUGAAUUAAUCAUAAUAGGAAUUGACAUUCACAGAUAUAGAGGCUACAUUCAAAAAGAAACACUUUAAGAAUCUACCCAUUAAAUUAGAUAAAUUGUAAAUCAUUAGAUCAUAUAAAACUGUCUUAUUAUUUCAAAACUAAAACAAUAUUCGUCAAAUUGAUAAACUAUUAACCACCUUUGUUGAAAUUUCAUGUAUAGAAUUUAUCUUAUAAUAGUUAGAAAAAUAUAUGAUUCCUUAAUUAAUGAUGAAAUUAACUUAAACAUAAAUCACCUAGUUAAUUUCAUUUAACAAUUGAUACUUUUAAAUCCAUAAAAGAGUGCCUAUUAGAUCUUAGAAUACAACCUAUUGUUUACAUUCUCUCUUUAUAUUUAUAAUCAUUAAAUGACCACUUUCAUAGGAGAUAUGUUGAGCUUAUGGAUAGAUAAAUUUAAAUUUGGUUUUUAUUUACAGGAACAAAUAUGGAAAUAUUUAGAUUAUACCAAUUGGUUUAACUUCUUCUUUCAAAUUUUAUUGAAGCAACCUUAAAGAAAUGAGUAAUGCUAUUAAGAAUACAAGACAUUAAAAAUUGUAAUAUUUUCAAUUAUUAAUUUAAGGAUGGCAUAUUGGCCUUUGUUAAAUUGUUAAAAUAGCCUGAAAAAACCUAAUAGACAUAGAAUGACUUCUAGAAUUCUGUCACUAGUCGAUAAGAACCACUCACUCCAAUCGAAUUUUCAGAAGAACAACAAAUCUUAAACUCCUCAUAGUGGAUGUUGGACAAUAACUCUACUGCAAAUUAAAUAAUGGAAGAUAUGAGUCAGAAGGAUAUAGAUAAUCUCAAAUACUUUAGCAUCGAGAAAAACAAAUCAAUUAUGACAGAAUUAUAAGAGUCUUCACCUUUAAGAAUUAGAAUUAUGUAAUCCUCUUAUAAUAAGGGGUUUUAUGGCUAAUCGUCAGACAUAACUAACAAAGCCAUCCUCUCUCCAAAGGGGAAAAUGCAUCAUAGUUCAGUCAGUCUGCCUUCAAUAGACAACAAAGCUCACAAGAGUGAAAGUGUCGAUUCAUAGAAUUGCCAAAAUUAUGCAUCAAGAUAAAGGAAUAAAACAUACAUCAUAUCACAAGAUGGGUUUUCUACUACAAAGCUAAUUUCGAUUUAUCCAAGGAGAAAUAUCGAUUUAUAGUUCACUCACUUUGAAACUGCUUAAUCAUUCUUUAUUUACAAUAAACAUACUUUGAAAGGUUGUACUAGGGUCUUUAAAAUUUUAAAUGAUUCUAUAUUCAACUCUCUUUAUUAUUAGGAAAAUUUGGUAAAGGAUUCUUUUUAGAAAUAACAAUUCUUAAAUCUAGCUUAGAGAAAUUUCAUUAAUGAACGAACAAUCAUAACGUUAUUUCAAAUUUAUUUAUAUGGAAUUUUUGAUGAGGAAAGCAAGGUACUUCAGAAAUCAUCAAUUGAAUGUGGUCUUAUAAUAAAUGAGAUUUAUAAGAAUUCCUUAACAUUUUAGGAAAAGUCAUUAAAUAAUUUACUUAAAAGUUGUUUUGGUUAAGUUGCUGAUUUUGUGAGUAAGAAAUUAAUAGAACUCAACAAUUUUACACAAAUACCUGACUUUAAAUUCAAAUAAUUUUUAUUAUUUAGCACUUUAGUAAAUGGGUUACAAUAUUUUGAUCUUUAUGAUCCUAAUAGGGAUGAGAGGAACAUAUAUAAGUACUUAAAUGAAACAGUGAUGCACAUACUAAUAAUCUGGUUUUUUAAUAGUCAUUAAAAUAACAUUUUCUAAUAGAACUUUGUUAGGUAAUUAUGUUUCUUAAUAAAGAUUAAUCGCCAUCCUUUUUUCUCGGGCCCCUCAAUAUUAAUUAUAGAACCUAUUAUUCCACGUUGGUUUAUUGACAUCACUAUUUAAUGGGUAUAAUACAUAUAAUAGAAAUGGAUGCAAAAAUAUAGAUUAUGUUGAAAGUUUAUACAUGAACAUUAUGUAUUUAAUAUACAUAAUAAAUGCUAAUGUUUAUUCAAGAUAACUAACAUAGUUAAUUUCUAAUUUAGAAUCAUCAGCAUCAUGGAAAGGCAUUUAAUAAACUAUUUGUGAGGUUUAAACCAAUUACUUAAAUCAAUUGAAUCAAUUGAUGAAAUUGGACAGAUCCUAUUCAGUUAAAAAAAUAAAAUCAAGUUAGAAGAUUCUACUGUAGCCAAAUUCGAAAGAUUCAAUUAGACCUAGAAAUGACUCUAAGAAUGAUAAUUCUUAGUUAAAUGAACUUUUAAAAUAGAAGUAUGAGUAAAGUAUUAUUUAUUAGAUCAGUAACUAAGGAAUCAUCACCUGUUAAACAGUAAAUGUAGAUCAAGAAAUUAAUUAGAUAUAGAACUAAGAAUAGCAUAAAAGCAUGA
Molecule: messenger RNA, 3426 nt
Organism: Paramecium octaurelia
Lineage: Eukaryota; Ciliophora; Oligohymenophorea; Peniculida; Parameciidae
Source: the annotation of a GenBank genome assembly